UGGCACCGAGUUGUUAGUUCCGAGUUGUUUUUUACGUGGUUAUACGAUUAACCCCGAGAAUUUUACACUUACAUUUAAAUUAAAGUUUAGAAAUACUUUUGUAAAACGUGUUUAUCUAAUCUUUGAAAUACCUAUCCAUGCGUUGUCAAUUUCUUUGAUGGUCAGAAAAACUAACCCCAAACGUACUCCAAACCACGUGAUCACAACUUUAAUGGCUGCGUCCUCGUGUCUGGCAGUUGCAUGCGUCUUGUUUUGUGAUUUAUCUAAGUAAAGAUCUGUAGCAGUCAAAGGGGAACUGUUCUUAUCUAUUUAUAGGAAAAUGAAACCAAACAGGAGCCAGAUGAAAGGUAUGCGUCCUUUCUCCAGGCCAAAGUCAGCCAAAAGGGGGAUCCAUGUGAAGGGCAGCUGGAAAGCAGUAGAGCUAGAUCCCGGCCUCUUCUCUGAAGAAGGCAUGGGGGGACUUGUCUGUUUUGAGGAGUUGACAGACUAUAGACUGAUAGAUAGUGCCAAGGAAGAAGCCAAAGCAGAAGCUAAAGCAAAAAAAUACAAAAAGAAGAGAGAAGAAAGAAAGGAAAAGAAAAAAGCUAAGAAAAGAAAAGCAAGUGAGGGUGAUAAGGAUGGAGGAAAACAGGGGGAGGUAUGUGAGGGAGAAAUGUCAGAAAUAUCAGAAAAACCAGCUAAAAAGAAGAGGAAGAAGAAUAUAAAAAAUACAUCCCAACAAAAUGACCCAACCAUACAUGAUGACAUCUCUGCAGACAGUGAAGUCACACUUGAGGUGAGUGACAAGGUCAUAAACCUUAAAAAUGGUUCAGAAAAAGUUGUUCUUGAGAAAGUCGUUUUGAUUGAGGAAAAGGGUCCUGAAGAAACUGUAUCGAAAGAUGCUCAGCUGCAUUUAAACAAUACAAAGACUGAUGGCAAAAAGAAGAAAAAUAGGAAAAAGAAAACUAAGUUAGAAAAACAGAUUGAGUCACACAAAAAACAUGUACCAGAGACAGAGCAAGAGCAACUGACUGAAAUAGCCCCUCAAAGCAAUGUUACUAAAAUCUCCAAAAAGAAAGCAAAGAAUUGGACUAAUGCAGCAAACCUAGGUUCUGACCAAAACUCAGAUGUGACGGCAUGGAAGGAUCUGUUUGUGCCUGACCAAGUGUUGAAGGCACUGAGCAGUUUGGGAUUUGGAUCACCCACGGCAAUUCAGGCUCUGGCACUGCCACCUGCCAUCAGAGACCAUUUGGACAUUGUUGGGGCAGCCGAGACAGGUAGUGGUAAGACGCUGUCAUUCGGCAUCCCCAUGAUCCAUCACAUCCUGGAGUGGAAGAAAAGAGCAGAGGAAAGUGAGGGGGCAAAAGAAGAAAAUGCUGUACUAGAAAGUAUGUACCAGUCGACAGUGGAGGAAUCUGUGGACAUCAGCACCAAGGUUGUUGGAACACCUCAAGAGACCAGUGCUACAUCUAAAGAGGCUGGCACAGUGGAAAACGCCAACCCUAAAGAGGAACCUAAAGAUGCUUAUGAUGACGAGGAAACAAGUGAGGUGGAGGAAGAGAUCUCUCACGAUGGUGAGAGUGACUCUGGAAAGAUUGGGUGCAUCAAAGUAAUUGAAGAUAUGGAGUUUGAGUUUGACAACACAGCAGAAGAACAAAUGACCUUCAAUAUCAGUGAAAAAAAGCCUUUGUUAGGAUUGGUCCUCUGCCCAACCAGGGAGCUGGCUGUACAGGUGAAACAUCACAUUGAUGCUGUAGCCAAGUUUACUGGUAUAAAAACGGCGAUUGUGGUCGGUGGAAUGGCCCAGCAAAAACAGAUUAGAAUGCUGAAGCGCAGACCUGAAAUCGUCAUUGCCACUCCAGGGCGCCUGUGGGAGAUGAUCAAAGAGAGGCAUCCCCAUCUAGUGAACUUGAGGCAGCUUAGGUGCCUAGUAAUUGAUGAAGCAGACCGUAUGGUGGAAAGAGGACAUUUCGCUGAGCUGGAAAGUCUUCUGGAAAUUCUGAACAAUGUCCAGUUCAACCCAAAACGGCAGACAUUUGUGUUCUCUGCCACCCUGACCAUGGCUCACAGUUUGCCCACCCGUGUCCUGCGAAAGAAGGGCAAGAAGUUGGACCAGAGGAGCAAGCUUGAGCUCCUUAUGGAGAAAGUGGGGAUUAGGUCCAAGCCUAAAGUAAUUGAUCUGACCCGGAAAGAGGCUACUGUUGAGACUCUGACUGAGACAAGGAUACAUUGUGAUAAGGAAGAGAAAGAUUUCUUUCUGUACUACUUCCUCCUUCAGUAUCCAGGUCGGACUAUGGUGUUUGCCAACAGUAUUGACUGCAUCAAGCGGCUUAACUCUUUGCUAGUUAUCCUGGAUCGCACUCCUCUGCCACUGCAUGCUAACAUGCACCAGAAGCAACGACUAAAGAACCUGGAGAGGUUUGCAGAGAGGGAGAGCUGUGUGCUCCUGACAACUGAUGUUGCGGCAAGAGGACUUGAUAUUCCUAAUGUUCAACAUGUAAUUCAUUACCAGGUUCCCAGGACAACAGAGACAUAUGUCCACCGCAGUGGUAGGACGGCACGAGCCGCAAAAGAGGGUCUCAGUUUGCUCCUGAUUGGGCCGGAUGACAUGAUAAACUUCAGGAAAAUCUAUAGAGCUCUGGGAAAGGAUGAGGAAGUUCCCGUAUUUCCUGUGCAGAGCAACUGCAUGGCUGCCAUCAAGGAGCGAGUCAACCUUGCCAGGGCUAUUGAGAAGAUUGAGUACCACAACAGCAGAGAGAAGCAGCACAACUCCUGGUUUAAGCAAGCAGCAGAAGCCAUGGAGGUGGAUCUGGAUGAUGAUGUUUUGCUUGGGGGGAGAAAGGACGAGGAGGACGACAGGCAACAGCAGAAGAUUGUGAAGGGCAUGAAGAAGCAACUGAAACUCCUGAUUUCUCAGCCUGUAUUCAAGAAUGUGAUGAAGACAAAGUAUCCCACACAGAUGGGUAAGCUCUCCCUAUCCAACAUGCCCCAAUAUGGUUUGGAAACAGCCCUGGCCAGUGUCUCCAAUCAGACAACAACACAGAAAAAACCACAGAAACUGAAGAAAAACAAGCUGAAGCUGUAGUAUAUUAAAAAUGACUGGUCUUAAUUACAAUGGCUGAGACUGAAUUUAUAUAAAUGGAAAUACAGUGCAAUUAUGGAACUUUCACAUUAAAAUAAUUUUUAAGUUAUCA
Molecule: messenger RNA, 3173 nt
Organism: Esox lucius (northern pike)
Lineage: Eukaryota; Metazoa; Chordata; Actinopteri; Esociformes; Esocidae
Gene: ddx24
Product: DEAD (Asp-Glu-Ala-Asp) box helicase 24
Exons: 8
Coding region: 320-3064 (914 amino acids)
Cellular component (GO): nucleolus
Molecular function (GO): RNA helicase activity; nucleic acid binding; ATP binding
Source: RefSeq, a predicted model, not a curated record